Messenger RNA from Pecten maximus, 4954 nucleotides. RefSeq names its product DNA-directed DNA/RNA polymerase mu-like. The transcript has 9 exons. Gene Ontology annotation, biological process: double-strand break repair via nonhomologous end joining. Gene Ontology annotation, molecular function: DNA binding; DNA-directed DNA polymerase activity. Lineage: Eukaryota; Metazoa; Mollusca; Bivalvia; Pectinida; Pectinidae. Gene Ontology annotation, cellular component: nucleus. The record is from RefSeq and is a predicted model, not a curated record. Bases 84 to 1676 code for a protein of 530 amino acids.
GGUUUUAAAUUUAGGCUACAACUUUCGUUUUCCUUGUUCAGCAAGAAUCAGUGUGGUGUGUUUCCACCAAGAAAUUUACAAAUAUGAGCGACGCUGAAGCAAGUACCAGCGAGAGCAAACCUGUAGUGGUUUAUAUUGUACCAACAAGAAUUCAAAAGAAGCGUUUAAAGGAUAUCAAAUCUGCAGCCAGGCGGAAAAAACUAUCGAUUGUAGAGUCAUUCUGCCCAAAAGUGACCCACAUAGUGAGCGAGUUAGACAACAGAUUCAAAGUUGCACGCAAACUCAAAAUUGUGGAUUAUUCCAUAUUGAAAGGAAUAGAACUUCUUCGUCUUACAUGGUUUACAGCUUGUAUCAAAAAAGCUGAAAUAAUUCCAAUAGAGGAUGACCAUCGGAUACCGGAACCCCCUCCAGAGGAAGAAUGUGCAGCCCCCAUUGAGACAUUGCAACAGAUCGCUACUACAGAAUGGGCAUGUCAACGUGCCACGCCCCUUAGACACUUCAAUGAGAUAUUCUGUAACGCCCUUGAAGUAUUACAAAUGAAAGCCGAGUUCAUUGACAGUGGCCAGGAUCAUUUACGUUCCCUGGCUUUCCGCAGAGCCUCGUGUGUAUUGAAGUCACUGCCAUUCGUGAUCACAAACGUCAAACAGGUCAAAGGACAGAAAGAUAUUGGAGGUCAUAGCAGACAGGUCAUCAAGGAAAUUCUUGCAGAGGGAUUUGCUACAGAAGUAGAGGAAACACUAAAAGAUACAUGGUUUCAGAAAGUCAAGCUUUUCUCCACAAUAUUUGGAGUGGGACCAGCCACGGCCAAGAUCUGGGUGGAACAGGGUGUGAAUACGGUGGCAGAGGCCCUAGUAAAGUGUGAACGUAAGAAUUGGAUGGUCCAGUGGGGAUUGGCCUUCCAUGAUGACUUGAUUGACCAGGUACAGAUGAUUGAAGCAGAGAACUUGACCGCUGUGAUCAGAGCAGAGGCUGAGAGGAUUCUUCCUGGUGUCAUAGUAACACUGACCGGGGGAUUUCGCAGAGGUAAGCCCUGUGGCCAUGAUAUCGACCUGCUGUUCAGUCACCCGGAGGAGGGAAAAGAGGUGAGUUUUCUACCGAAGCUACUGACACAGCUGGAACAGAGAUCGCUUGUUUUGUGUGGAAAAUUGGAGAAGAGUUCCUACGGUGACAGGGUUUUGUCACGGGACUACAAUACAAAGGGACAUAUGGAUCACUAUGAGAAAUGGAUUGGACUUAUGAAACUUCCCAAGCGAUUCUGUCAUGAGAAGAUUAAUCCGAGUGAGUAUCGAUUUCUGAUGUCAAAUAACGCCCCGGUCCGCGGUAUUGAAACAUGUACAGCUGAAGAUUACGAACCACACAGCAAGAAACAACGGCUUUGUGAAGGGGACCCUACUCCAAUUUCCCUAGCCAACGCACCUCGUACAUGGACAGCUCGCAGAGUUGACCUUGUCAUUGCCCCCUACAGCAUGUAUCACUACGCCCUGUUAGGUUGGACGGGGAGUAAACAGUUCAACCGUGACAUUCGAUUGUAUUCACAGAAGACACUCAACCAGAAACUCACCAGCCAUGGACUUUGGAACUUUGAACAGAACAAGAAACUUACAGCUUCUAGUGAAGAGGAGAUAUUCGAGCAUUUAAGCCUUCCUUACCUGAAACCGUCUGACCGCAACUGUUGAGUCGUCCACUGCUGUUGUAAAUAUUCCAUGAUUGUGAGGAUGAAACUGAAAUGUAGAACUAUUAGAGACAUAUAGCGUUUUAGGUAGCCACGUAUCUUAACAUGUGUUUGGUAGCUCUGUGUAAGGAGAACCAUGUUUAUACCGACAACUCUCUACAUUGACAUCAGCUAUUUGUAAGGAGAACCAUGUUUAUACCGACAACUCUCUACAUUGACAUCAGCUAUUUGUUAGGAGAACUCUGUGAACACUGACCACCUCUCUACAUUGACUUAAGUUCUAUGUAAUGAGAACCCUGUGUAUACUGACCACCUCUCUACAUUGACUUAAGUUCUAUGUAAUAAGAACCCUGUGUACACUGACCACCUCUCUACAUUGACUUAAGUUCUAUGUAAUAAGAACCCUGUGUACACUGACCACCUCUCUACAUUGACUUAAGUUCUAUGUAAUGAGAACCCUGUGUAUACUGACCACCUCUCUACAUUGACAUUAGUUCUAUGUAAUAAGACCCCUGUGUACACUGACCAUCCUCUACAUUGACUUAAGUUCUAUUUAAUAAGAACCCUGUGUAUACUGACCACCUUCUACAUUGACUUAAGUUCUAUGUAAUAAGAACCCUGUGUACACUGACCACCUCUCUACAUUGACUUAAGUUCUAUGUAAUAAGAACCCUGUGUACACUGACCACCCUCUACAUUGACUUAAGUUCUAUGUAAUAAGAACCCUGUGUAUACUGACCACCUUCUACAUUGACUUAAGUUCUAUGUAAUAAGAACCCUGUGUACACUGACCACCCUCUACAUUGACUUAAGUUCUAUGUAAUAAGAACCCUGUGUAUACUGACCACCUUCUACAUUGACAUUAGUUCUAUGUAAUAAGAACCCUGUGUACACUGACCACCCUCUACAUUGACUUAAGUUCUAUUUAAUAAGAACCCUGUGUAUACUGACCACCUUCUACAUUGACUUAAGUUCUAUGUAAUAAGAACCCUGUGUACACUGACCACCUCUCUACAUUGACUUAAGUUCUAUGUAAUAAGAACCCUGUGUACACUGACCACCCUCUACAUUGACUUAAGUUCUAUGUAAUAAGAACCCUGUGUAUACUGACCACCUUCUACAUUGACUUAAGUUCUAUGUAAUAAGAACCCUGUGUAUACUGACCACCUUCUACAUUGACAUUAGUUCUAUGUAAGAAGAACCCUGUGUAUACUGACCACCCUCUACAUUGACAUUAGUUCUAUGUAAGAAGAACCCUGUGUAUACCAACCACCCUCUACAUUGACAUUAGCUUUAUGUAAGGAGAAACCUGUAUACACUGACCACCCUCUACAUUGACAUUAGCUAAGGAGAACCCGUGUAUACUGACUAUCUCUAAUGACCAAAGAGGAUGGCUGUUUUCUGACCAUUAUAUCCUGAUGUAAAAUCAGUUUUGGAAUUGGAAUCUAGAGUAUGCGAAAAAAAGACACAUUUGUACAUUUCAUCUUCAAAAAUACCUUAAGUAUACAACUGUGUUACAUUUUUUUAUAAUACUUUGGUGGAACAGAGCCUUAAAAAUUAAUAAAAAGUUCACAAAAUUGCUUGAAUGUGCAAUGAAACCAAAUUUGAAGUAAAUAAAACAGGUUUUGAAUGUAUAAUUUUUUUCAAAGAAAAUACUGUAUAAUUAUGGUAUGUGGGUUUAGAAAGAACAUAUGUAUUACACAGAUUGUGUUUUAUUAAUUAUCUGUAGUAUUCUUUCUACACUUUCAAUUUCCACAUAAUGCCAUUUACCAAGAAUUCGAAUCAGGAUACCUGUUAUGAUUUCUCACGGAAUGAUUUAUAUUCAAUGAAAUAUGUUUUUGAUAAAAUUGACCAAUCAGCAGGCAGCGUUUUCAUUGCCUCUUCCAUGUGACAUUUUUUAUCUGCCUAAGGUAGCAGUUCAGACAUCCAUACUUUUCCCAAUAUUUUAUGUUAAUGUAUAGCCACCUUAGUUGGAGCCGUUGUUACUGUUUAUAAUAGUGAAAGUUUAUGUGUAGUGUUAAGGGUUGUGAUAAGUUAGAGAAAGAAAAAUAAAUUUGUUUUAAGGUUCAUUUAUAGGAAAAAAUUGUGCCAUUUUGAAAGAUAAUAUUGAUUUUUUCCCUCAAAGCAUGACGAAUUUUAGUAUGAUAGAAAAAAUAAACAAAAUUGUUAAGAUAUUCACUAUGUACAGGCUGGGAAGAGCAUACAUGUAUGUGCUAUUUUCCUGCAUCAUCUAUUUGUUAAUCUAUCCAUCCGUCUCUAUGGUUUGAUGUACGAUUUCGUCCAUUUCUCAUUCAAAAAUCCUUUUACUGCAGGUUGCUAAUUUUUUGCACGUAGAACACAGUCAAAUAUUUAUGGACAGGGAGUUAGAUCAUGGAUUGAGAAACAAGUUUUCCAAAUUUCGGAUUUUUAAUUCCUCAAUUUUAUUUUGACUAAAUUUUACUUUUGAUGAAGGUUUGAUAAGUCUGUUUAUGAUGCUUCGUUUCCAACAAAAUUGGAGUACGUGAAGUAGAGCACUUCUCAACAUGUCAGUUCAAUGGUCCAUCCAAAUUUUAUUAAAUUGACACUUAAUAUGUCUUAAACAAAACAUUUUAACUAAGACUUACAACAUUUAUGGACCUAUUUUGACAAACCUGUCCUUGAAUCUACAUAUUUUAAUCUUGUUGAUGUCUUGAAUUUUAAAAGUCAAGAAUGAUAAAUAUGUUUUACUGUCAAUAUUUGUGUAUAUUUAGGGUUACAAAUUAGGGAAUCCCCGUCCUUAAUAUAGAAUUGGAUAAAGCUUCGCAGAACCUUUUUGAAAGUGUUUUAUAGUGAAAAUGUCUGUCUUUGUUACGAAAAUAAAUAAUGAUAUGAAUACAUACCAGAUGUGUUUGGGAGGGUAGGGUCCAAUUUCAGUUCUUUGUCCCUUAAUCAAAACAAAUAAUGCAUUGUCAAACACAAUGUUGCUUGAUGUUUAAAUUUGAUGUUAAUAUAUCUUGCUAAUUGAUGAAAUUUUAGUGAUUAAGUUUUUAGCAGAGCUAGGAUAUAACAUACACAGUGUUAUGUAUAAAAUGUAUGUAUAUACAUGUAUAUCAACAUUUCUCAUAAGCUGAAGAAUUUCUCUAGACACAAUGCUUAGUUGAGAAAGUAAACCUCUGUCAGCAAUGUUAGUAAAAAGAGAAUUUUCAACAAACCAAAUUGUGUUGAAAAUUCUUCUGUAGCUAAUAUUUUGUCGUCAUUAAACAUGUUUUAGAUAUGCUUAAAAUUCUCUGUAUGUUAUAAAUAAAUAAAUAAUGAAAAAAUCAG